Molecule: messenger RNA, 918 nt
Organism: Cryptomeria japonica (Japanese cedar)
Lineage: Eukaryota; Viridiplantae; Streptophyta; Pinopsida; Cupressales; Cupressaceae
Exons: 5
Coding region: 1-918 (305 amino acids)
Source: RefSeq, a predicted model, not a curated record
AUGACUGCUGAGGAACAUGAAGCAAAACAAUGGGAUGAACUUAAUCUUAAGAUAGUUGAUAUGAAUGUCGAUGAUGCCAAGAUGGUGAGGGCACUUAAAAGGCAACCAAAUUGGGUGUUACAGAAACUUAGAAUAGAGAGAAAUAAUAUUUCAAGCCCCAAGACAAACAAGGCAGGAGAAGAGAGAGGUCAAACAAGAAAUAAUGGAUAUGGCAGCAAUCAAAAUAAUGGACAUAAUAGAGGUAACAAUGGUAAAUAUGGAAGUGGAAAUGGAGGAGGUAGGAACAUUAAUAAUCAUAAUCAUAAUGGCAAUAAUAAUGGUAGUGGAAACAAUGCUGUGGAACAAGUGAAAAGUAAUUACCAGCUGAGAAAUAGGAAUGUAAAUAAUGAGCAGGGCAAGCCAGCAGGUAUUUUUGCCAAGGUCACAAAAUCUGGUGGAACCAAUAACAAUGCAGCCAAGGGAAAGGAUGCGAAUUCAGGGGCAGCAAUGAACAUCAUGCCUGAAGAUGUUAGGAGAGAGCUCAGGAUGCAUGUUGACACACCUUAUGGUAAGUAUUAUGCCAUGGACAAUAGGUCUGUACUUGUGGUGGGUAUUAUGAAAGAUGUAGAGUUCGGGUUUCCAGCUUGCCUGGCUACCACAUAUAAGACAAAUAUCACAGUUGUACAAGUUCCUGCAAACUAUGAAAUAUUGUUGUCUAGGCAAUGGUCAAAUUUGGUGGGUGGUCACAUUCAGCUCGAUCUAUCAUAUGCUACUAUUCCAGUAGAAGGGACAGCCGUGAGGAUAAAUAGAGAAGAGGUUGCUCUUGAUGAAGCAACUUGCUUUUGCCAUUCUGAUAUGGACAACUUUCAAAUAGGACAGGCACGUACAAUGGUGGGAUUCUCUGCUUGCAUAAAUGUCAAAGACUCUGAAAAUGAAUAA